Paramecium primaurelia is the source of this 1717-nucleotide messenger RNA. Lineage: Eukaryota; Ciliophora; Oligohymenophorea; Peniculida; Parameciidae. The record is from the annotation of a GenBank genome assembly.
AUGUUCAAAAAAGUCUCAAGGAUAUAUUUAAGCAUUAUAUUGUAAAAUUAAAUAUUAUUACUAGGGUGAAAUUAGUUUAAUGCUCUUGUGAGGUAUUCAAAACAAUUACUACUUCAAAUACAGGAUAAAGAUUAAUUGAAUUAGAUUUAUCAUCUCUUGUUACUUUAGAUUAUGCUUGGGGUGUAUGGACAAAAUAUUCUAAAUUUUAUGUUUCGGUUGGCGAUCUUUCCUUGCCAAUCUAAAUUAUGCAUGUUCUCACAGAAAAAAAGUAAGAUAUUACAUAUUUGGUUUAUUACAUAAUUCUAAAUUAAGAAGAGAAAUCAUUCACUCAUUGUCUAUACUUAUUUCAUGGAGGAACUUAUCAAAUAAGAUAAUUAAAGAUAGAUUAAUCAAUUGCAAUGGAAAGCUAAAAGUUUUUAAAUAAAAUCUAAAAGUUUUUAUGUAAGAGUUGUUAUUAAUCAAUUAAUGGAGAAUGUGUUAAAGUAAAUAAGAAUUGUAAUGAAUGCGAUAAUUAUCAUUAAUGUAUAAGUUGUGAAUUAAAUUACACUCUAUAUGAUAAUAGAUGUUUAGAAUGUCCCUUAGAAAGUCCUAAUUGUAAAUACAAUUAAACUGGUUAUUAUUGUAGAGAGUGUAUUACAGGUUAUUAUUUUAAUUAAACACUUGAAUAAUGUCAAUAAUGUGGCUAAUUUUUUAAAGUUUGUAUUUACUCUUCUAUUUUGAAUAAAUUGUAAUGUGUAAGAUGUAUUCAUGAUUUGGAUUAUUUUAUCUCUGCAGAGAAACUAAACUGCAAAACAAAAACUUUUCCUUACUGUGAGAUUGAAGUAUCAGAACAUUAUCUUGUUUAUUUUAAUUAACCUUUAAUAUUAUAAGCUUAAUAAUAUAGUAAUUCUCUAGAUAUUUUUACUUUCACAGAGACCAUUCCAGUAUUUUAAGUUUGUCAAAAGUGUAAAAAUGGAUAUAUCAAUAAAAUGUUAGUUUAGUAAUAUUACGAAUGUGCAUCAGUAGAGUCUUAAGGGAGCUUUUUACCAAAAGAAUUAAAACUUAAAGUAUUAGAAUCUAAAAAUAAUGAUUUUCAAUUAGCUUUAUAUAGUCUACCAUAAAAUCCUUAACUAAAAUUUGUUAUUAUAUAUGGAGAUCAUGUUAAUUCUUACUCUAGUAUUACUACAAUUUCAAAUCCUAUUACUGGAGGAUUUUGUAAUGAUCCUAAUUGUAUGGUUUGUGUAAAGUCAUAUGUACAGCUUGUCCUUAAAAUGGUAUACUUUAUAAUAAUAAAUGCUAUCCAAAAUGCAAUUGUGAUUCCUGCAUUAUAGAAAAUGAUUAAUCAGUAUGCAUUAGUUGUAAUAGUCUAAACACAAAAACAGUUUAUCAUGGAUAAUGUCAUCUUUGCCCUUAAUUUUGUGAAUUAUGUAGAGGAAUUACUGAAGAAGAAAAACUUAAAAUUAAUCCUUAUUUCUAACCAGAUGAUAUUACACUAUAGAAAUAUACAUUCUAAACUCUGAAAAGAAAGAUUGUUAUCUUUACCAUGAAAUUCCAAUUAAUUUGUACUGUUCUAAAUCAACUUUUGAUUAUUAUUAUUAUAGAUUAGAAACUUCAGAAGAAUAAAAUGAAUUUUUAAGUAAAAAUGCUCUUAUUUCUGAAAUUUUUUCUACACAUAAUAUCAACCAUUUCUCUGUAGAAACUAAUUAUCUAUUUAAUGAACUAAACCAAAAAAGUGUGA